AUGUCUGAGAAAAGACACACUGCUGUGUCACACAGACGAAGUCCGUACGAGCAAGGCGAGCUGAAGCCAAGCCCUGAGCGACAUGUGAAGAGAAAGAAGAGCAAGAAAAGUAAGAAGUCACAUCAUUACCAGCUGCCUCCGGAGGCUAAGCCACAUGUGAGAUCAGCAGAUGAGGAUGAUGAUGUUCAGAUUAUAGAAGCUGUUGACCAUGGAGAAGAGGAAGGGGGGAGUCUGACGAUAAAGCCACCUCAGAUGCAAGCCCUGAAACACAAGGACAAGCACAAACACAAGAAAGACAAGCAUCGAUCACACGAGCACAGCGCCUCCAGAGAAAGAGUACAGGUGGACAAACUAGCUGGUCACCGGGAGAGAAGGAAGGCUGCUUACCCAGAUUUGAGAGAUGCCAGAGAAAUAGUCAAAGAAAGGAAAAAGCAAAGAGAACGUAAGGAGAAAGAAAUUCAGAAAGAGAUAAGAGACAGAGAGGCACGCAAAAGAGAAGAAUCUAUCAAAGAAAGGGAGCGGCUAGAGAAGAUGGAGCUAGAACGACGUAGGGAUGUUAUGAUGAGGGAACAACGCAUCAAAGAGAAGCCUCGCCAGGACAAGCGCAAAGAAGACAGGCGACCUAUGCCAGAAAACAGAAGAGAACUGGAAAAGACCAGAAGUGAAGACAGGCAUUCUGAUGAGGAAGGUCUUCGCAGUCGUAGUCGAGAGUAUGACAAGACAAAGGACAAGACACGUCACUUUCCUCCACCUCCCAGGCUUCAGGAAGAUAAAGGCUUAAAAAGGGAGCUCACCAAAAGUCAGUCAUCGUCGUCAGUUACAAAAUCCUCAAGGAAGAUUGCUGAGGAGAAGCAUUCUGAAGGAGAGCAAGACACGCGCAUGGUUGUAGUCGACGGAAGCCCAGGUCAGUUGCCGCCU
Molecule: messenger RNA, 918 nt
Organism: Candidula unifasciata
Lineage: Eukaryota; Metazoa; Mollusca; Gastropoda; Stylommatophora; Geomitridae
Source: the annotation of a GenBank genome assembly